Molecule: messenger RNA, 2202 nt
Organism: Pelobates fuscus (common spadefoot toad)
Lineage: Eukaryota; Metazoa; Chordata; Amphibia; Anura; Pelobatidae
Gene: LRIT3
Product: leucine rich repeat, Ig-like and transmembrane domains 3
Exons: 4
Coding region: 57-1994 (645 amino acids)
Molecular function (GO): protein binding
Source: RefSeq, a predicted model, not a curated record
UGUCUAGCAAUGACGUUUUUAAUAUUGAUAGAUAUUAUUUGAAUUGUUUAGAAAACAUGUGUCUGUUUUUGUUUCUUUUUCUUGAACUAACAGUAAUUUUUGGUGAAUUGGAAGGUUUGUGCCCAUCACAAUGUACUUGCAUUUUUCAUGGAAGAAGUGAUGGCACUGGAACAAGGUCUGUUCUAUGCAAUGAUCCCGACAUGUUUGAUGUCCCUGUCAAUGUUCCUCUUGAUACUGUGAAGCUACGAAUUGAAAAGACAGUGAUCCGAAGAAUUCCAACUGAAGCCUUCUAUUACUUGGUGGACCUAAGGUACCUUUGGGUGACAUAUAACAGUAUUUCUAGUAUUGACUCAAGCAGCUUUUAUAAUUUGAAGCAACUACAUGAAUUACGUUUGGAUGGAAACGUGAUCUCGGUUUUCCCUUGGGAGUCUUUACUGGAGAUGCCCCGACUACGUACCUUAGACCUGCAUAACAAUAAGAUAGUCAGCAUUCCUGCUGAAGCUGCACGCUACCUGAGAAAUAUCACCUAUCUAGAUAUUUCUAGUAACAAACUCACUACUUUGCCUUCUGAUGUCUUGGAUAUAUGGCCUGCUUUCUCUGAAAAAACAGCCAACGGUGUGGAUCCUAUAUCUCAGAGAAUUAUAUUGGGAUUGCAAGAUAACACAUGGUUCUGUGAUUGCCGCAUAUCAAAGUUGAUUGAACUUUCAAAACUCGUGGAUCCCCAUGUGGUUUUUCUGGACUCCCUAGUGGUUUGCUAUGGACCUGAGUCUCUAGCAGGCAUUUUGUUCCAAAGAGCAGAGUUGGAGCAAUGUCUGAAACCUUCUGUGAUGACAUCAGCCACAAAAAUUUCUUCGCCACUGGGGAGCAAUGUGUUACUGAGAUGUGAUGCAACAGGCUCUCCAACCCCUCAAUUAUCAUGGAGUAGAACUAACAGCACAUCCACUAAUUACACAGUUAUUCAGGAAUCUCCAUCAGAUGGUGUGAGAUGGUCAAUUCUAAGUAUGAAUGGCAUUUCCUACAAGGAUGCUGGAGAAUACCGAUGCAAGGCUAAAAAUUUGGCAGGUAUAGCAGAAGCAUCAAUAACUGUCAUAGUGGUUGGUGUUGUCACAACAACAGGAUCUCCACAACGUUCAUUUUGGAAAGUAGGAGCAGAUCAGAUUAGCAAUAUGCAAACAGCAAAGGAGGAAAUUAUCACAACAACAGCUGCAGACUGGUUUCCAGUUCAGACAAUUACAUCUUCAUCAGUAGCCCCAAAAACAACAUCAGCAGCACUACCACCAACAAUAGCUCCUACAAGUAUUACCUCUACUACUCCGAAGAGCCCAGAGACAAAACAGCCAAAGUUACCGGUAUCUGUCAAGAAAAUUGGGACAUCUGCCACACAACACAGUUCUGUAGUACGGAACCUGAAAGUGUCCGUUGAGUCAGAGGAUCGGGUCACUCUGACCUGGAAGACUCUCAACACAACAAACAGUUCGACCUUGACUGUGCUGUAUUCAAAAUAUGGUGAUGAAGAGAUGCUGAGGUUGAGCACAGACCCCAGGAAAAAUAAAGUAACAAUUGAUGGGUUACAGCCCAACACAAAAUACAUGGCGUGUGUUUGUCCGAAAUCAACAGCACCCAGAAAAGACCAAUGCAUUGUGUUCUCUACAGACUCUCUUCUCACCACUGAAAAUGGUUCCCAAAUAUCAAUCCUAGUAAUAGCCAGCAGUGUUGGCUGUGUUAUUAUCUUGCCGGUCAUCUUUGUUUUACUUUACAAAGUCAUAAAACUGCAGUGCAAGCCACAGUCCCCUGGAGAAGAGGACCUCUUAAAAGAGACAUACAUAAAAUUUGAAACCUUGUCCUUGAGACCAUGUUCCAUCAAUGCUGGAGGAGAGUUAUGGACUCGAAGAGACACAACAGAGUCAGAGAGACUUCUUCUAUGCUCAAGGUCAAGUAUGGACUCUCAAGUGACUUGCAAAAGUGAAGGAUCAAGGCCAGAAUACUACUGCUAGAACCUGCAUGUAUUAAACACAGAGCUAAACAUUAACAUUUUUUAUAUUUUUUCAAAAAUGCAGUUGGUAUUUAAAUCACACUAAAAUAGACUUUCUCUGUGCUUUAUUCUCUGUUAUUCUCUGUUAUUCAUGUCCAAAUGUUUUUGUUUUUCUGUUCUUGAUAAUAAUUGAAACUUUUUUCCAAUAAAGAAAUAUUUUUAUUAGCUAA